GAGACGGGGCGUGGGGGGUGGGGGGAGGCGGCGAGUGAAGGUGCGGGGGAUCGGAUUGGCUCGCGGCAUUCUCUUCCCCGUUCCCACCACCGGAACUUUCGGGUCGGGACGCGGGCCCUUUAAAAGAGAAGCCCAGGCCUCUCCGGCGCCUGGAACUGGGCGGGUAAUAACAACAAUUAAAAAACUUUUUCGACAACUUCUGCCGCUUCCGCCCCCUCCGCGGCCGAGUUUCCUGCGCCGCCGCCGCCGCCGCUGCUGCCGCUCGGGACAGCAGUGCCCGGGGCCCCCUGUCAGCGGGGCGCGGGGGCGCGGCGCUUCCCGGCCUCGGCCUCCUCCCACCCCCUGGGCCCAGACCGUUGGUGGCCCGGCCUGCCCCGCGACGGCGGCGCCCCCCCGAGCCGGGGCGCCGCCAUGGAGUACCUGAGCACGUUCACGGGCAAGGGCAGCCGUCUGCUGCGGGGCACCGCCAACCGCCUGUGGGGGCUCGGCAGCAGCGUCACCGGGGGGAGCCGGCAGGUGCGCUUCGAGGACUACCUGAGGCAAGAGACCCCGGAGUCGGCAGACCCGGAGCUCCCGGACGGCUCUUUAGGGGCUUCGUCUUUCCUGCCAGGACUCGACACCGGCCAAAAGAAGACCCUAGACAAGAAAGAUGGAAGACGGAUGUCUUUUCAGAAGCCGAAAGGGACCAUUGAAUAUACUGUUGAAUCGAGGGAUUCUUUGAAUAGCAUCGCCCUGAAAUUUGAUACCACACCUAAUGAACUGGUUCAGUUAAAUAAGCUGUUUUCCCGAGCAGUUGUUACUGGACAGGUUUUAUAUGUUCCUGAUCCUGAAUAUGUUUCUAGUGUUGAGAGUUCCCCAUCUCUUAGCCCUAUAAGCCCUUUGUCACCAACCUCGUCAGAAGCUGAAUUUGAUAAGCCAACAGAUACAGAUGGAGUCCAUCAUAAAGAGGCAACUCCCUCUUCUGCUUUUACUUGUGUUCGCUCAACCAGAGUUGUAUCUUCUACUUCUGAGGAAGAAGAAGCAUUUACUGAAAAAUUUCUUAAAAUUAAUUGCAAGUACAUUACCAGUGGCAAGGGUACAGUUAGUGGUGUGCUGCUAGUAACGCCAAACAAUAUAAUGUUCGAUCCACAUAAAACUGACCCCUUGGUCCAAGAGAAUGGUUGUGAGGAGUAUGGCAUCAUGUGUCCAAUGGAAGAGGUGAUGUCAGCUGCUAUGUACAAAGAAAUUCUGGAUAGCAAAAUAAAGGAAUCCUUACCCAUAGAGGUAGAUCAAUUAUCAGUAAGGGAUCUCUGCUAUUUUAAGAAAAUGACAAGAAGUAAUACUGAUGACAUAGACUCAAGGAUUCGGGAUACAGGGAAUGACAGUGCCAGCACCGCACCUAGGAGCACUGAGGAGUCUCUCUCUGAAGAUGUGUUCACAGAAUCAGAACUCUCUCCAAUACGGGAGGAGCUCAUUUCUUCAGAUGAACUACGUCAAGAUAAAUCUUCUGGUGCAUCAUCAGAAUCUGUCCAAACUGUGCAAGCUGGUGGAGGAUGUUUAACGGGCAUUCCAGAUUCUACUGUUACCCCUGAUAACUUAAAAGGCAAUGUUGAACAGCCUGCCCAUGAUGUGGGGAUUCUAGGUCAUAAAACAAAUUUAGACAAUCCAGAAGUAGCCUUAAAAGAAGGAGAUCCAGUUAUAAGCAUCUCUCAACAGUCUUUACAAGAAACACAAUGCCAUAAGGAAAAUAACAUGGGGGUCGAAGUGAACAUAAACAUGGAUUUUACACUUUCUGAAAAUUCAGUAGAAGGACCAGAAGGUGAGAAAGAAAACAGGCACUUUGGGGAAAUCACAGAAUCUCAGAAAAAGGAAACUGUGAACAAAGGGAAACAAGGAAAAGAACAAAUUCAGGACUCUGAGACAGAGGUGGAAGAGCUGCGUAAACUCUGGAAAAGUCACACUAUGCAACAAACCAAACAGCAAAGGGAAAAUAUUCAGCAGGUGUCACAAAAAGAAGUUAAGCACAAAAUAGCACCUGCAGAUGGACAUAUAGAAGGAUCAGGUUUUUUAAAAGAAAAGAGAAGACAUCGAUUGCAUAAAUUCUUAUGUCUUAGAGUUGGAAAACCAAUGAGAAAAACAUUUGUAUCUCAAGCAAGUGCCACAAUGCAACAAUAUGCACAGAGAGAUAAGAAACAUGAAUAUUGGUUUGCUGUGCCACAGGAAAGGACAGAUCACUUAUAUGCAUUCUUCAUUCAGUGGAGUCCAGAAACAUAUGCAGAAGAUACUGGUGAAUUUACUAGAGAACCAGGAUUUAUAGUGGUAAAGAAAAUUGAAGAACCUGAAACUACUGAUGAUUCUGAAGCUGCAGCCAGAGAGUGGGAGAUUACCACAAGGGAAGAUGUAAAUUCAAAGCAAGCUACUCCUAUGAAAGCAGACCUGGAGUCUGAAGCAUUUAGACCAAAUCUCAGUGAUCCAAGUGAAUUGUUACUACCAGAUCAAAUUGAAAAGCUCACUAAACACCUUCCACCACGCACCAUUGGCUAUCCUUGGACUCUUGUCUAUGGUACUGGGAAACAUGGUACAAGUUUGAAGACUCUAUAUCGAACAAUGUUAGGUUUGGACACACCAGUGCUGAUGGUGAUUAAAGACAGUGAUGGCCAGGUUUUUGGUGCAUUGGCAUCGGAACCAUUUAAAGUGAGUGAUGGCUUUUAUGGUACUGGAGAGACCUUUGUUUUUACUUUUUCUCCAGAAUUUGAGGUCUUUAAAUGGACUGGAGAUAAUAUGUUUUUUAUCAAAGGAGAUAUGGAUGCCCUAGCUUUUGGUGGAGGAGGGGGAGAAUUUGCGCUUUGGCUUGAUGGGGAUCUCUACCACGGUAGAAGUCAUUCCUGUAAAACAUUUGGGAACCAUACACUUUCUAAAAAAGAAGAUUUCUUUAUUCAGGACAUUGAAAUAUGGGCUUUUGAAUAACUACUGUUCUUACCAGGAUAAUGCCCCAAACCUGACAUGGACAAGCAUAGUUUGGAAAGUUCAUGAAGCAAUAUAAUGUAGCAUGUCACUAACUAUUUUAGAUGAGUCUGUGUCACUUUAUUUAGGUAUAAUUUUGGAUGGUUUUUUAAAAUCAUAUUCCUACCCCUGAGUUCUUAAAGUGUAAUACUUACCUAGUGCCAUGUAGUAUAAGUAACUUGCAGUUUGACUGCAGUUUAACAAAGGAGUGGCCACUCACAUCUAAAAAUUGGUAUCAUCACAAUCUCUUUGAUGUUAGUGCUGCUAUGUUGAACUUCCACCUAGUUAAUUUUUAAAAUCAAAAUUAUAUGAUUCCUUUAAAGGAAUAACGUGUGGGGCAUAGAUUGAGAUUAUAAGUAAUGGUAGACUACAGUACUGCUGAGGUUGAGAGUGACCAACUUGCAUUGUAGAACCAACACAUAAAAAACUAUAUGCCAAAUUAAAGGAUACUGUCUAGUUUUGAGUUCACUUGAGUAUAACAGCAUCAUUUAUUUGUAAGGCAUUCUCAGUUCCAUUUUCGAAAAAGUGAAAUGAAGGACGAAUGCUGAUUAUAUUAGACCAUAUUACACUUGCAGGUUUGGGGAAACAGCACUGUUGGAGUCUGUUAAAAGAUUUGCAAAACUGCAAAGGAGUACGAGAACUUAAUGAUUCUAUUUGGUUUAAUAUAUUAAGCAAGAAAAUAUAGUAUUAACUUAUUUGUAUCUUAGCAGGGCAUUAUCAGAAGUACAAAGACUACGAAACACAUGCAUAAAAUGUCAGAUAUACUAUUUCAUGGUUUUGUUGUUUUAGCCUUGUUGCACUUCAGAUCCACAAAUAUAGUUUAUUCUUGUCCAAAAAAGAAAAAAAUGUGACUUUUAAAAAAUUGAGUGGAUAUAUGUUGUAAAUUCAGUUAGCACCAGCGCUAAUAAAAUGGGUCAUGUACUAUAGUAGACAAUAUUGUAACUCAGUAGAUUCGUGGAAUAUGCAAAUUUACUGUCGUGACCUCAAGAAAAAAAAAAAUGGCAGGCUAGAAUAUACCAGUAGUUCUUGUCCUCUUUUGUAGGAAAAUCAGUAAUAAACCAUUGUGGCAAUAAUAACUCAUCAGAACAGUUCAUUUCAAAGCUUCUAUUCUAUGUUAUGCAAAAACAAACAAACACAAACUGCUGUUAUACGUGUGACAGUGACUUUGUGCUGAAACUUCAGCUAUUCCAGAUGAACAUUGUAUAUUUUCUUGUAAAUUAAUGUUUAAAGGUAGUUUUGUUCUUAUAGAAAGUGUUGAUUGACAGGUUGCUUAUAGCACUUUAAAUUAUUCUUAAAAUGGAAUAAAAGCCAGCUGUAUGGGCUUAAGUAGAUGUAGUUGUAUAGCACUUCAGUAUAUUUAGUUCUUUUGAAAGUUAAAUACUUAGCUGAAGAAAACUUACUGCUAGGGUAAUUAAUAAGAGCAGAUGCUCUGUUAUAAUAUGCUAUUGCUGAAUAUGAAUGGAAAUAGAGGACAUCAUUUCCUUAAUUGUCUAUGUAAAUCUCUUAAUUCUUAUUAGAAGUUAGUAACAGUAUAUAGAUUAAAUGUUUACAAUAUAAGGAACUGUAAAUAAAUAUCACAUUUUUCUCC
This is a messenger RNA of Trichosurus vulpecula (common brushtail), 4570 nucleotides long. It is a transcript of the gene OXR1, whose product is annotated as oxidation resistance 1. Gene Ontology annotation, biological process: response to oxidative stress. Gene Ontology annotation, cellular component: nucleus. Lineage: Eukaryota; Metazoa; Chordata; Mammalia; Diprotodontia; Phalangeridae. The record is from RefSeq and is a predicted model, not a curated record. The coding region runs from base 412 to 2946 and encodes 844 amino acids. The transcript is spliced from 14 exons.